CUUUGAGUACAAGCCAUCAAAGAGUAUUUCAUGCAUGAAAUGAGCAUUUUGUUUUCGCGAUAAAAGGGGGAUAUUUUCCUAUUGGCAACCAGAUUUACAAUUUCAACCAGAGCGGAAGUACACAUCAGUAAACAGCCUGAGUGGUAACUGCUGGCUUCAAACCUUAUUACGACAUAGUCAUCGAUUGGCAGAAUUUUACAGUUAAAUUUGAAAGGUAUCACGACUAACAUGGCAGAAAACAAAAACAAUGAGGCGGAUCUGAAUCCAGUUGCACGAGUAAUACUACGAGGUCUUUAUGACCCAGGCAGUCCCUGGCACGUCUUUUUGGGAAUGCAUUAUAUCUUGAAGGCAAUAUGGCAGGACGUACUGACCUUUUACAAAUCAAAAAUCGCUAUUCCACGUCAUUUUAGCUUCACCAAAGUGAAAUGGGGCCACUCUUACACAAGCUUAGAUUCCCCCUCAGAUUGGCUCGUACGAUUUCCAGAACCAACUGACAUCAACGUCAACAUGAUGCCUUUUGUCAUGGAAAAACGAUUCAGGGAUACCAGGCUUCCUGAUUACUUGCGGCAGUAUUUCGAGCAGAUCGUAAGUCAAUGUAUCGUGGAGAGUGAGCGUGGUAAAAUAGGAUACCUCACGAUCCACGAGAGCUUCGUGGAGAAGGGAACGUCGCAAAGAAGGCCGGGAAUACACACGGAGUCCCCCGGCGUUUUGAUGCUCAAAGGUGGCAAAGGGAACUCAAAUAGCGAUCGAAGACUCUUCAGAUGGGGAGGGGGUUUAGGGGAAAAGGAGACAGUCACGAUAACGUUGCACGGUGGUAUUUACAUGGCUUCAAAUGUUGCAAAUUCGUGUAAAGUUUGGAAUUGCGAGAUACUGAAGCCUGAAGGUCGUAAUUCUCCAGAUGUUGUUGGUGAACAUGGUGACAUCGAGCACCUUCGUUCACUUCUUCCUUCGAAAUGCGAGACGAUGGAUGCGAACACAGUAUAUUGGAUGACAGAUCGUACGCCUCACGAAUCACUGCCGCUUAGCGAAGGGACCUAUAGACAAUACUUUCGACUUGUCACGAGUCAGGUCUCAGGUUGGUUCGAAGAUCACUCCACGAAAAAUCCACUGGGAGUUGUCCCUGAUCCGAAAAUCACCAAAAUCAUCAAAGGUUCAAAGUUCGAUCUUGAUUCCUGCUACAUUGUUGACACCGCCGCAGAAUAGUAGAAAUUAUGAGAAACAGAAGCUUUUCUCGAAACGUUCAAAAUUUAGUAUAAUCAAUUUUCAAUUGUGUAUAAUUUACGACUUAAAUUAACCUAUUAAAUAGCUUUAAUCACUCAAUGUAGACUUUGAAGACCAAAAUAUAAAAAUA
This is a messenger RNA of Dendronephthya gigantea, 1351 nucleotides long. RefSeq lists its product as uncharacterized. Bases 229 to 1203 code for a protein of 324 amino acids. The transcript has 2 exons. The record is from RefSeq and is a predicted model, not a curated record. Lineage: Eukaryota; Metazoa; Cnidaria; Anthozoa; Malacalcyonacea; Nephtheidae.